Messenger RNA from Polistes dominula (European paper wasp), 2755 nucleotides. RefSeq names its product homeobox protein PKNOX2. Gene Ontology annotation, biological process: regulation of DNA-templated transcription. Lineage: Eukaryota; Metazoa; Arthropoda; Insecta; Hymenoptera; Vespidae. The record is from RefSeq and is a predicted model, not a curated record. Gene Ontology annotation, molecular function: DNA binding.
AAGAGUAACACAAAAAAAAAGAAAGAAAGAAAAGAAGUGGUCGCAGUGUUCGUCGAAGAAGAAGAAACAACUUGCCGAAUCCAAUCGGCGUGAUCCCCUUUUUUAAAAAGAGAAAAUAAACACAUUAAGAGUGAGUGAGUGAGAGAGAGAGAGAGAGAAGAUAAUACAUUCGUAAUAGAGGGACGAAGGAAGAGUUGAAUUGAAGGGAAGAAGAAGAAGAAGAAGAAGAAGAAGAAGAGGAUAAAACAGAAAGUGCAGCGUGACCCGUGCAAGAAACCAGCUUUGGGAGACUUUGAUCACGGAUGUGAUUGUUUGAUGCGAGAUAAACUCGCAGUUCUCAAAUUUAUCAACCAAGAAGAAUAAAAACCAAGGAUGGAGAGUAUUAGGGAGGAAUGAUAGAAUGCAAGAGGGUAGCACCGCCGUGGCGCUAGCGAUGGUGACUCCUGGUUAUGAUCAGGACCCUGCGAGUGGGGUUGCCGAUUAUACGACCCAUCAGGACCAGGCCCAAUUCGAAGCUGAUAAAAGGGCCGUAUAUAAGCAUCCCCUAUUCCCCCUUCUCGCGUUACUCUUUGAAAGAUGCGAACAAGCGACUCAGAGUUCGGACAACUCGACAUCCGAGAGCUUCAACAUGGACAUACAGGCAUUUGUGCAGCAUCAAGAAAGAGACCGAAAACCUUUUUUAAUCAAUGACCCAGAAAUUGAUGGUUUGAUGAUCAAGGCGAUACAAGUGCUGCGAAUUCAUCUCCUGGAAUUGGAAAAGGUACAGGAGUUGUGCAAAGACUUCUGCAACAGAUAUAUAACGUGCCUAAAAGGCAAGAUGCAGAGCGAAAAUUUAUUACGCAGCGACUACAGUCACCAUGGACACGACAUGGGUCCGUCCAGUGGCAGCAAUGGCAGCAGUCCAUUGCAGGUGCUGUCAUCUACAGGCAAUGAUGUUGAGUCGGGAGCUAACGGAUUCAGAGUAAGCAGAGGGGAUCUGCUAUUGGAAAACGUUGGUGCAAACCAAGUUGCCGUACAAGAGGACAUUGGAAAUGACAGACCUUCCUCGGUUCAAUCGACGUCUACCAACCAAUGUUCGGUCAGAUCUAACAGUCAAGACCAUGAUGAACCGGUAUCACCUUCUACGGUACAUGGAAGUACACCACUUUCUCAAAUCGGUGCUCAUCCUUGUACUCCUGCUAAUGAUAUGUAUCUUGGUCAAGAUGAUAUCGACUAUGUAAAUACUGCUGACAGAAUAUAUUUAGAAGAAGUUGGAUACUGGGGUCUUCUAGCACUACAAGAACGGGAAACCGAAUAUGUGGAUGUUGGAGAUGCUAAUGACGAAAAGUAUUUUGGAUCACCACCUUCCCCAGCUCCAAGCGAAGAUGAAGAAGAAUGCGGCACCGGUACUGUUACCUCAAAUCAUGGUAGUAUUCAUGGUAGUAAUCAUGGAAAUGUUAAAAAGGGAAGACAGAAGCGUGGUGUUCUACCUAAACAAGCGACCAGUAUCAUGCGAACAUGGCUCUUUGCACAUAUAGUUCAUCCUUAUCCAACGGAAGACGAGAAACGACAAAUAGCGAGUCAAACGAAUCUAACAUUGCUACAAGUUAAUAAUUGGUUUAUAAAUGCGCGCAGACGAAUUUUACAACCAAUGCUUGAUGGUGCUGGUGCUGAAGCUGUGUCCCGUGUUGGAAAACGUCAUAAAGUAUCUAAACAUGCGGUACAGCAACAACAAAUCCAACAGCAACAAGCUGGUAGUGGAGGUGGUGGUGGUGGUGGCGGUGGUGGUGGUGGUUGGCAGUCUGAAGAAUCAGGAAGUGAUUCAGGUUCUAGCGAUGGUGAAGGAGGUGCCGAUAGAUCAAAAGACGGUAAUGAUAGCGAUGAAGAUGAUCUUCACUGACCUCUGUCGAUCAUUAAUGAUAUGUCAACCAUAACCUCUUUAAGGUACCUUCAAAUCCAGUUGCUUAUUACAGUAUUAAGGUAUUCGAGGAUAGAUUUCGCUUUAACUGUUAAAUACGUAAUCAUUCUCACGGCAACCAAGGGUACAUGAGUAGAGGUUAUCACGCUCUCUCUCUCUAUAUAUAUAUAUCUCUAUCUAUCUCUGUCUCUUUCAACUGUUCUUCUUAUUGUCUCAACCUAUGCGUUUCUCUGGGCUCCAACUUGUAUCUUCCUUUAUUAUUAUUAUUAGAAGAAACAAAUAUCAUUGAAAAUUGAUUAUAUGAUUCUAUUAUUCAUUAAUAUGAUGAUGAAGAAUGAUAUUCAUUCAUACAAAUCCUCCACUCAUUUACCCCAGAUUCAAUGUGUUUCUAUGAUAAUUAAUGAAACAAAAUGAAUAUUUGAUGCUUUCCUUUUUCAAAAUAUCAUAAUGAAAAAUCAUAGUCUUCUUCUUUUAUGCAAUUUUUGGAUUGACUUUGAUAAAUGUCUCCCUUUCAAGUUCACUUUGUGGUAAAUUAGUAAUAUAAGAGUUAAAUUAUUUGUAGUAUUUGUUUUUUUUUUGUUAUUACUAAUAGAGUCGUUUGAUUUAUUACAUCAAUUCUAUAUUUGCAAUAUAAAAUAGUAAUUACUUCCAAAAAAGAAGAAAAAAAAAAAAAGAAGAAAAAAAAAACUACGAUUAAUAUAUUUGUUUGUGUUUUUUGUUUUACAAAUUUUGUUGAAAAGUCUGCUGCCAGUUUGUGAGACAAAAUGUUUGUUUGUUUUUGAAAAAUAUAUUGUGCACACUGUUUAAUUUUACACUUGUAUGCAGACGAUAGAUUAAACAAAAAAGAAAAAAAAAAAA